This is a messenger RNA of Paramecium sonneborni, 1008 nucleotides long. Lineage: Eukaryota; Ciliophora; Oligohymenophorea; Peniculida; Parameciidae. The record is from the annotation of a GenBank genome assembly.
AUGAAUCCUGAAACAGACUAAUUGAAUUAUGAAUCAGAUACUCCAUAGCUUCCUUAUAAUUAUGAUGUAGAUGCUCGAUUUUAUUUGCCUAUAUCAAAUUAAAUUUACUAGAAAUGCUUUAAUCAAUAUACUUAUCAUCCACCAACCUUUUUACUUAUGCCAUCAUAACCAAUUUAUUAACCAUGUCCUUAAGUUAAGAAGACUAAGAAAAAGUAAGUUAAUAAUAAAGAAGUUCAAAUACUUAAAGCAAAAAUUAUGGAAUUAGAAAUGAGAUAACCUGAAGUUAAAAUAGUUAAAGAACUUGUCACUGAUACUGAAUAAGUUUAUAUAUAUAUAUAUCAUAAUUAUAUUAUAGAUUACUAAAUUAGAAAAAGAAUUACGAAUGGUUAAAAUAUAAUUAGAACAUGAACAUCAAAAUAAUGCAUAAAAAGAUAGAACCAUUUCUGAUCUCAGAGCAUAAAUCUAAAAAAAUGAUUUAUCUAGAAGUUCUAGUUUAGUAUCACUAUAAACAACACUUGUUGAAAGAGAAGUAUCAAUUAUAUAUAAUUUAUAUUCUUUUUAAAGAGAUAAAUUACUAAAUAAGAUGGAAUCAUUUCUUAAUUAUAAGCAGAUAUCAAUCUUCUAAGAGGAGAAUUAGAAGAUGCACAUCAUCGCAUUGAAGAAUUAUAGAUAACUCAUGAAGAAGUUACUGUUGAAAAAAUGACCUAUCUUUCUAAAGUAUUCAUUGAACUAUUUAUUAUUAUUAAAUAGGAAGUAGAAACAUGAAAACUAAAAUUCAUUAUUCUUAAUAGAGAAUAUCAUGAAACCUAAGAAAAACUUAUGUUAGCAGAAGCUGAAUUAGAAUCAAUCAAAAAAGGAGAAGUUAAAGAAGUUAAAGUAAUUCUAUUAAUCUUAUCUAGUAAAUUGUUGUUGAAAAAAAAGAUAAUAUUGGAAGAACUGUUAAUUAUAAAUAAUCACAAUUAGUUUAAGUUAGAAAAAGUGGAUUCUUAAAUACAUUAUAAUGAAUGA